Molecule: messenger RNA, 5859 nt
Organism: Coregonus sp. 'balchen'
Lineage: Eukaryota; Metazoa; Chordata; Actinopteri; Salmoniformes; Salmonidae
Source: the annotation of a GenBank genome assembly
UCAAGCCCAUCAUCAUGAGGAGGAAGCAACAUGGGAGACGGGCGAGAAAGAAGAAGAGGAAACGGGAGUGCAGAGAAACAACUGUUAAGUCAGGUGCAAAUCAUUUUUAUUUUAUUUAUUGUACCUUUAUUUAACUAGGCAAGUCAGUUAAGAACAAAUACAGUCACAACCUCAUAAUUCUCAAAUUGGGUUAAUGUAGGCCUAACUGUUAUUUCUUAGCCUUACCUUGUGGUGCUGUUUGUUACCUCUCCAGUGACAAUAUCUCAUGAACCACAGUUUGUGGCUCUAAGAAGAUGGCUGCAACAGAGAGGCUUAAGCUCCAAGCUCCUAGUACCUGCACACUUCUCAGGUAGAAAUCCUUCAGAGCCAAGAUAGGUGCCAAAACGCUCUAAAUUCUGGAUAAAGAGUUGUCUUCUCUGUUCUUCAUACAUUUCUGACCAGCAGCUUUGUCUUUUAUUUUGCUUUACAGACACAGGACGUGGACUGAUGACCUUACAGCCUAUCAAGGUUAUGAGAAUACCUGUCUUUUUUACUUAAAAUACCAAUUUGGUUCCAGCACACCUUAACUCUUGUUCUGAUUGACUUUAGGCUGACGAUUUGGUGAUCUCCUUACCUGAAAAAUGCCUUUUGACCACCUCUACUGUUCUAAGGAGCUACAUUGGUGAAUACAUAGAAAGGUAACACAUGCAAACAGCAUCACACACACCAGGGGUGAAUUCAUUAGUCGCACACAGUAUAAAAAUGUUUUGCAGUGGAAACCGUUUACUCAAUGCUCUGCAACUUGAUGUAAAAGCUGCUCUUAAAUGGAAGUUGUAGUUAAUAGGCAUUUCUCUCUGCUACCCUGCUUCAAAAUAAUUAACUACAACUUCCAUUUAAGAACUAAACGGAACUCGACAGCUUUUACAUCACGUUGCAGAGUUUGUAGAGUUAACGGUUUCCAUUGCAAAACGUUCUCCGCUGAGAACAACUUGAUGUUCAAGUCCAGUUCAAAUACAUAAAGCUAUCUGGUUAAAAAAAUCUAUAAAUAUUUAUAUUUAUAGUUUGUUGAUAUAUUUUGUUAAAUCCUCUCCUAGAUGGAAACCGCCUGUGUCUCCUCUUUUAGCCCUCUGUGCCUUCCUCAUCUCUGAGAGACAUUUUGGCCAACGUGCAGAAUGGAAGCCCUACAUCGACGUCUUGCCCCAAAAAUACACGUGCCCUGCUUACUUCUCAGAUGAGGUCAUCAACCUGCUGCCGAGGAGUCUGAGUGGGAAGGCCCUGGAGCAGAGAGCCGUGGUUCAGGAGCUGCACUCCUCUUCGUUGGGCUUCUUCAGCUCCCUCCAGCCUCUCUUCCGUCAGCCCGUGGAGAGUGUGUUCACGUAUGAUGCACUGCGCUGGGCAUGGUGCAGUGUGAACACACGCACUGUGUACAUGGAGCACCAACACAGCCCCUACAUGUCCAGGGAGAGAAAUGUGUACGCCUUAGCCCCCUACCUGGAUCUGCUCAACCACUGCCCAGCCGUACAGGUGAGAGCAGUGAGUGCACCUACAAUGUGGGAACACAACUUAGUCGCUACUAACCUGGAAUCCAAACUGAAUUCCGCUCCGUUCACUGAAGUGAAACAGCAGUGUAAUGUAACAAUAUUCAGUUUAGAUUCCAAGCUAACUACACUGAACAAAAAUAAACGCAACAUGUAAAGUGUGGUCCUCUGUAGCUCAGCUGGUAGAGCACGGCGCUUGUAACGCCAGGGUAGUGGGUUCGAUCCCCGGGACCACCCAUACACAAAAAUGUAUGCACGCAUGACUGUAAGUCGCUUUGGAUAAAAGCGUCUGCUAAAUGGCUUAUUAUUAUUAUUAUUAUUAUUAUUAUUAUUAUUAUCAUAUUAUUAUUAUUAUAAAGUGUUGGUCCCAUGUUUCAUGAGCAGAAAUAAAAGAUCCCAGAAAUGUUCUGUACGUACAAAAAGCUUAUUUCUCUCAAAUGUUUUGCACUAAUUUGUUUACAUGCCCUGUUAAUGAGCAUUUCUCCUUUGCCAAGAUAAUCCAUCCACCUGACAGGUGUGGCAUAUCAAGAAGCUGAAUAAACAGCAUGUUCAUUACACAGGUUCACCUUGUGCUGGGGACAAUAAAAGGCCACUCUAAAAUGUGCAGUUUUGUCACACAACACAAUGCCAAAGAUGUCUCAAGUUUUGAGGGAGCGUGCAAUUGGCAUGCUGACUGCAGGAAUGUCCACCAGAGCUGUUGUCACAGAAUUUAAUGUUAAUUUCUCUACCAUAAGCCGCCUCCAACGUCAUUUUAGAGAAUUUGGCAGCACAUCCAACCGGCCUCACAACCGAAGACCACGUGUAUGGCGUCGUGUGGGCGAGCGGUUUGCUGAUGUCAACGUUGUGAACAGAGUGCCCCAUGAUGGCGGUGGGGUUAUGGUAUGGGCAAGCAUAAACAACUAAAACAAUUGAAUUUUAUCUAUGGCAAUUUUAAUGUACAGAGAUACCGUGACGAGAUUGGCACCCCAAUGGUGGAACAAGCUCCCUCACGACGCCAGGACAGCGGAGUCACUCACCACCUUCCGGAGACACUUGAAACCCCACCUCUUUAAGGAAUACCUGGGAUAGGAUAAAGUAAUCCUUCUACCCCCCCUUACCCCACCCCCAAAAAAAAAAACAUAUUGUAAAGUGGUUAUCCCACUGGCUAUAAGGUGAAUGCACCAAUUUGUAAGUCGCUCUGGAUAAGAGCGUCUGCUAAAUGACGUAAAUGUAAAUGUAAUGUAAAUGAGAUUCUGAGGCCCAUUGUCAUGCCAUUCAUCUGCCGCCAUCACCUCAUGUUUCAGCAUGAUAAUGCACGGCCCCAUGUCGCAAGGAUUUGUAAACAAUUGCUGGAAGUUGAAAAUGUCCCAGUUCUUCCAUGGCCUGCAUACUCACCAAACAUGUCACCCCAUUGAGCAUGUUUGGGAUGCUCUGGAUCGACGUGUACGACAGCAUGUUCCAGUUCCCGCAAAUAUCCAGCAACUUCGCGCAGCCAUUGAAGAGUGGGACACAAUUCCACAGGUCACAAUCAACAGCCUGAUCAACUCUAUGCGAAGGAGAUGUUGCGCUGCAUGAGGCAAAUGGUGGUUACACCAGAUACUGACUGGUUUUCUGAUCCACGCCCCUACCUUUCUUUUUUUUUUAUGUAUGUGACCAACAGAUUCCCAUUCAUGUGAAAUCCAUAGAUCAGGGCCUAAUGAAUUUAUUUCAAUUGACUGAUUUCCUUAUAUGAACUGUAACUCAGUAAAAUCUUUGAAAUUGUUGCGUUUAUAUUUUUGUUCAGUAUAGUUACCGGACGCUACCUUCACAGAUCAGAACUAUCUGUCUGGUGACAGUUCAAAUUGAAGGUAUCAGAGUGAAGUAUCAAAAUGUACUAUGUCCUCAGGUAAAGGCGAGCUUCAGCCAUGUGAGCAGGUGCUAUGAGAUCCGUAGCGUCCAAGGCUGCAAGAGAUUCCAGCAGGCUUUUAUCUGCUACGGUCCCCAUGACAACCAACGUCUCCUGUUAGAGUAUGGGUUUGUUGCUCCUGGAAACCCUCACAGUGUGGUGUAUGUGGACCAAGGUAAGGAGGGCUAGCUUAGUGGGAUAAAACUGUACACUGACCAGUUAUUUUCAGCAACGAUUACAUGUUUAUGGUCCCAAUCCUAACUUGAGAUCUGCACUCCAUUGACAUCAAUGCAUGAUGGAUUCAAAAGUUAGAGCUCGCACCUCAAGUUAGUUUGGCCUUAUGUUUGCUGUAAUAUUUAUUAUACAUUUAUUAAUUUGUUAGCCUAUACGCUGUCCCUAUCCUAAUUUUCAACCGAUAGAGAGCCAAUUUACUUAUUUUUUUUUCUGUGGUUCAUGUGUUUUCCAGGUACCCUUCAACAGUGUAUCUGUAUAAGAGACAGCAAUCAGCUGGCACAGAAGCUACUCUUCCUGAAGAAAAAUGACUUUUUAGCGUAAGUGUUAGCAGCAUCAUAACUUACUGCUGUCUCAGACAGACUCCAGUAUUCACAGUACCAUGAGUUCACUUGCGCUCUCUCUCUAAAACAGAAACUUGACCCUUAGUUUGGAUGGGCCCUCCUGGAGACUGAUGACCGCCCUCCGGCUGCUGUCACUUAGGACAGAACAAUAGUAAGAAACAUCACCUUUCAGUUUUAUAACAUGAUCAACAGCAGCUGCAAAACAUUCUUAAAGGGGCAAUCUGCAGUUCAAACAAUAACAAAGCAGUCACUCCCCCACCACUGUUUGGGUAAACAGCUGAGGGGUGGGGCUGGAGAAAUGUAACCACCCUCAAAUAGGAUCUAAGAACUGACCAUCCCAUGAUAUCAAAAUCAUGUUUAAGGUAUAGUGUGUUACAAUUACAUUGUUUACAAACAAUGGAGUAAAGAAACAAGCUUCAAUUGAGUUCUGAUGGAGUAUGACAGUUGAACUAAUCUCAUGAGGAAUUUAUAAAUUAUAUUAUUCAACAAUCAAUGGGUGUAUUUAAUGUAAAAGUCCAAAAAUGUGUGUACGGUACUUUUCACAGAUCAAGAUUGCUUAAAUUUGGAAUGAUUUUGAAGUGUGUGAAUGUGUCUUUCAGCCCUUUCUGGAAGAGUGUACUCUUGGGGGAAAUGGUGAGCCAGGACAGAGAGGAGUGGAGUGUUGAUGCAGCCCUUAGGCUUUGUCACUACCUGAUGGUUGACAACACUAGAGCUCUGGACAAGGUACAGUAGGAAAAAGAGGGGAGGGAAGACCUGAAAAUUAAAUCCAACAUAGAAGCCAAAAGCAAACCCAUAGACGCUCAGAAAACGUGUCAUGAAAAAGUAUGAGGGCGUGACUUAAGCCGAGAGAUGUCAGUCUCUAUAAUGGCAAGAAAAAGGGUUGUCAAGGUGACAGGAUUAUCAAGGACAUUGGAGGUCCAUAUAUAAAAAGGAAUAGUUGGAAACUUUGUCACCCUUAACCAAAAAGGCAGUAUGUACAGUGCCGAUCACCUGAAGCCUCAGAGGUUGGAUGAAGAUGAGAUAUUGAGUCUGAAAGAGAAUACAAGACUAGAGAAGGACAAAGAAACUCAUGAAGAAGAUAGACAGAGAUGAGAUAUAGGAAGGUCAAGCAGAAAACAGAAUUCAAGAGCAGAGAAGGACAAAGAAAUGCACGAAGACAGACAAAUCGAGAGCAGGAAAGAAAUGCGGAGAAUAGACAAAAGCACAGAGCGAAGCUAAAAAGUACAAAUAAAGUCAUGAAGACACAAGGUACUGUAGUUGUGAGUUGCACUUGAUACCCAUGGCUAUAUCCAAUAACAUUCUAGUUUAAUUGGGUUCAGUUAUUCUCCAUUGGCCACUUUAACAGAUACUUGCACCUACAGAUGUAGAGUGGAGCAAGCUUAUUCAGGUUUUUGCUGAUUCUAGGAUCUGACGAUGAGUUUGUUUUGAAAUAGUGAGUUGAGGCUUUAUCCUCUGUUUUUCAGAUAUCCCAACUAACAGAGAGGGCAGACGCGUCUCUCAAGGAGCAGCUAGCGGUGGUGGAAUGUCUACGACGAGAGGAGCAAGGAAUUCUGGGUCUUAACCAGGAAAUGCUGCAGAGUCUUCAGAAACAAUUGUUGCCAAGCAGACAGAACAGCAUGCACAAUUUAGCAGUAUGAAGUUCCAGAUCUGGUCACUUUAUUUAUCUAUCACAGGCUAUGCUUCUAUGAGGAGACAACCAUGUCAGUUUCAUUAUCAGUGCAAUCAAUGGAAGUGGGCCACCAAAAGGGCACUAGCUAUGUUUCCAUUAAUUUGUCCAGUGAUUUUGUUGUCAACAUUUAGAAAGUAUAGAUAGAUGCGACAAUUGCCUGCAAGGGUGCGUUUCCAUUUAACUAUUUUGUGUCUAAUAAAAAUGUAGUGGUUGAAGUGUUUCCAUUACCCAUUU